AUAUUUUAAAGAAAUGUUUUGAUGUAUAGUUGCGUUUGUAAAAAAAAAAAAAAAGUUGCGUUUGUAAUAUUUUAAAAUAAAGAGGUCGAUUUUAAUUGUAAUCGAACCGGUCCUGCAUUUUUAUCAGAAAGAACCAUAAACCGAACCUUAAUACGUCGUCGCUUCAAGUCUCUGUAGUUGCCGGUGGAAUAAGAAAGACGAGAACAGGCGAAUCUCAUCUGCGGCAAAUCAAUCACUGAGUACCUAAACCGCUUUUCCGACGUCGUUUCGUACCAAGACUUUUGAUGACAUUGAAGUACUUUCGAAAGGAAUCAUACCAAAAGAUGAGCUCUUGCAGAACUAUGACCUUAAUGAGAACAUAAAGAUUGCGCAGGCUCUAAGAAAGGGUGAUCUCAGGCUUCAAGAAUAUGAAGAUCAGUGUAUGUCUUUCUAUCAAGUCCUCAGAUUUUUGAUAAAGGAGGUGAGAACACAGUUAGUGUUGAAGGAAGUGAAAUUGGAUGGGAUCGAUGAUUCUUGUAGAGAGCAUUUAGAGAUCACUAGACUCCUCACAAUGGAUGAGCUUAAAGAAACUUUGGCAAAUACAACUCGGAGUGAGAGUAUUGCUCAGGCUUUUUGGAAUGAAAGAUCAGAAAAUUCUUGCGAUAAAUGUGUACCAAAAAUUCGAGAAAUAGAAGAACAAGCUCAUGAUUUUAUUUCACUGAUUGUACCAAAUGCAACCUUGACCUCUCUCAAUAACAAUAAUGCAUUGUUUUCUCCAAACCCAUUAAAUGGUACUCUGCAACGGACGUCACAAGGGUACUUUGGGAAAUCCGUAUGA
Messenger RNA from Thlaspi arvense, 817 nucleotides. Lineage: Eukaryota; Viridiplantae; Streptophyta; Magnoliopsida; Brassicales; Brassicaceae. The record is from the annotation of a GenBank genome assembly.